CAGCCCUCCGUGCCGGGCACGACUCCCUUCAGCGAAGCUCGGUCGCAGCGAGGCGCCGACGAGGCUGCGACUUUUCUGGCCCUGCCCCGCGCCGACGGGAAAACCUACACGGAGCCAGGCGCGGGCCUGGUCUCGGUCACCGACGCCCGAUCAUCGCGUCGCUGGGGGCGGCCCCUGGGCGUCUUGGAGCCGCGGAUAGGUGGCGACAUCUGGCCCCUACCCCCACCAAUCACAGUCAAGACGUGUAGUAAGGACGGUGGUGGUGGAAAGCAAGCCCAUCCCGCCCCUAUCCUUGCCUGGUCACCACGCCGCCGCCGCGCAGAUGCCGAUCCCGCGCUGCCGAGCGCGCGCGGCAGGCCGCGCAGGCCGCGCAGGGCGCGCAUGGCGCCGCUACACCUCGAUGUGGGCGAGCUCCCGCACGGCGAGGCGGCACCGGGGGCAGCCCCGCUCCAGGCACCACGGCGCGGCCUGGGGCUCGCACGCCUCCGCGGAGACGGCGUGGCCGCACGGCAGGCAGAUGGCGGCGGCGUCGCCGCUCUGGCAGAAGGUGCACUUGCAGCCCUGCCCGUGA
Prorocentrum cordatum is the source of this 571-nucleotide messenger RNA. The record is from the annotation of a GenBank genome assembly. Lineage: Eukaryota; Dinophyceae; Prorocentrales; Prorocentraceae.